UCUUUUAAUGGAUGUCAUGGUGUUUACUUGAAUGGAGGGUUGCAUUGGGUUGGACAAGAUGAUCUUCAUCACGAUGUUAUUUAUCGUCUAAAUAUGGAAGAUGAGAAGUACGAGCACAUUCCUUUUCCUAAUGAUGACGGUUAUUUUCCUUGCAUUGGAGUAUUUAAUGGUGCUCUUCAUCUAACCCUUUCUAUGGAGGGGCACGAGUACACAAUGUGGAAGAUGAAAGAAGAUGGUUCGUGGAUUAAAGCAUUUAGUACCAGCGUACCAGAUGUGAGCAAAAAUAUUCUUUCUUUUUCACAAUCAACUGUGGAACAGGUUAAAAUAUGUAAAGAUGGAAAGAUCUUGUGUGUUUGGGCGGGAGCUGAAUUAGUGUUGUAUGAUCCGAAGACGGAGAAGAUGGAGAAGUUGAUGGAUGAUACAAUCGCGAGAGAAUUUUCGGUUCACAACAUCGACUGCUUUAAUUUUAAUGCUCUUCUUGAUAUUUUGACUGGAAAAAUAUGAAAAUUUUGAGUAUAAUUUAUAUUGAAAUUGAGAUUGAAAUUUUGUUUUAAA
Cucurbita pepo subsp. pepo (vegetable marrow) is the source of this 555-nucleotide messenger RNA. NCBI's taxonomy places the organism in Eukaryota, Viridiplantae, Streptophyta, Magnoliopsida, Cucurbitales, Cucurbitaceae. The record is from RefSeq and is a predicted model, not a curated record.